GGACCUCUCCCCCCCCCCUCCCGUUUCUUUCCCACCCUCUCCUGAAAUAAGCCUGGAAACUUGCGGGUGCCCCGCCGCGUUUCUCUUUGUUGAAACUUUUUCCCAGGGCAUCCCGCCCGGGGCUCGGGACGGGGGAAGGGGAUCCGGAAGGGAGGAGCUGGGCGCCCCCCUCCCGGCCUCGGUGCGCCCCUCCCGCGGCCUCGGCGGCCUCCCCUUUCCCCCUGGUGACCCCGCUUUCUUCCCGGUGCCCGGGACGCGCCCCGCAGGUGGCGAUGGCGCCGCGGCCCGGCACGCACUGCUGUAGGCCCGGCUCCCGCCCGGCCGCCGCCGUCCUCCUGUGGCUCUUCCUGAGCACCUGCUGUACAGUUCCAGCCAGCGCCGUCCAAGUGACUGUGUCGGACCCGUACCAUGUGGUCAUCCUCUUCCAGCCGGUGACGCUGCCCUGCAGCUACCAGAUGGCCGCGUCUCUCACGGCGCCCAUUGUGAUCUGGAAAUAUAAGUCGUUUUGCCGAGACCGCAUCGCCGAUGCCUUCUCCCCGGCCAGCUCAGACAACCAGCUCAACGCGCAGAUCGCGGCCGGGAACCCCGGCUAUAACCCGUAUGUGGAGUGCCAGGACAGCGUGCGCACCGUCCGGGUAGUAGCCACCAAGCAGGGCAACGCGGUGACCCUGGGGGAUUACUACCAGGGCCGCAGGAUCACCAUCACCGGAAAUGCUGACCUCACCUUUGAGCAGACGGCCUGGGGGGACAGCGGGGUAUAUUACUGUUCGGUGGUCUCAGCCCAGGACCUGGGUGGAAACAAUGAGGCCUACGCUGAGCUGAUUGUUCUUGGGAGGACCUCAGGGGUGGUGACUGAGCUCUUACCUGAUUUUCGGGCGGGGCCCAUGGAAGAUUGGCUGUUUGUGGUCGUGGUAUGUCUGGCCGCCUUCCUCGUCUUCCUCCUCCUAGCCAUCUGUUGGUGUCAGUGCUGCCCGCAUACCUGCUGCUGCUACGUCAGAUGCCCCUGUUGCCCGGACAAGUGCUGCUGCCCCGAGGCCUUAUACGCCGCCGGCAAAGCAGCCACGUCAGGGGUCCCCAGCAUCUACGCCCCCAGCAUCUACACCCACCUCUCCCCGGCCAAGACCCCGCCCCCACCACCUGCCCUCAUUCCCAUGGGCCCCGUCUACAAUGGCUACCCUGGAGAAUUUGACCGGAACAGCUCAGUUGGCCAUGGCUCCCACGUACCAUUGCUUCGAGACACAGACAGCAGUGUGAACUCCGAAGUCCGUAGUGGCUACAGGAUCCAGGCUAACCAGCAAGAUGACUCCAUGCGCGUCCUGUACUACAUGGAGAAAGAGCUGGCCAACUUUGACCCCUCUCGACCUGGACCGCCCAAUGGCCGUGUAGAGAGGGCCAUGAGUGAAGUCACUUCCCUUCAUGAAGACGACUGGAGAGCCCGGCCUUCCAGGGGUCCUGCCCUCACCCCGAUCCGGGAUGAGGAGUGGGGUCGCCACUCCCCCCGGAGUCCCAGGAGAUGGGAGCAAGACACUGUCCCUGAGCGCCCAGGGACAGGGGGCCGGGGGGCUGGACGGCCUCGGGCUCGGUCUGUGGAUGCCUUGGAUGACUACACCAGACCCAGCUCUGCUGAAUCAGGGAGAAGGUCUCCCCCAAACAGUGGGAGGAGAGGCCGGGCCUAUGCCCCCCCCAGGAGCCGCAGCCGUGAUGACCUCUACGACCCAGAUGACCCAAGGGACUUUCCACCCUCGAGGGAUCCUCACUACGACAAUGCCAGGUCCAGAGACCGUCCUCAAACUGACCUCAGGUCCCGCCAUCCCCGACCCCGAGAGGAUGGCUCCAGGCCCAGUGAUCCCCAGUAUGAUGGACGGCUAAUAGAAGAGGCCUUGAGAAAAAAGGGGCCAGGGGAGAAGAGAAGGCCUUACAGGGAGGAGGAGGAGGAGGAGGAGGAAGGCUACUACCCUCCCGCUCCUCCUCCAUACUCUGAGACAGAUUCUCAGGCUUCCAGGGAGCGCAGGCUUAAGAAGAAUCUGGCCCUGAGUCGGGAAAGUUUAGUCGUCUAAUUUUUUGUUUGUUUUUUUUUUGGUGCCGGUUCUGGGACUGAACUCAGAGCCUGGGUGCUGUUUCU
This is a messenger RNA of Dipodomys ordii (Ord's kangaroo rat), 2122 nucleotides long. It is a transcript of the gene Lsr, whose product is annotated as lipolysis stimulated lipoprotein receptor. The transcript is spliced from 10 exons. Gene Ontology annotation, cellular component: tricellular tight junction; plasma membrane. The record is from RefSeq and is a predicted model, not a curated record. NCBI's taxonomy places the organism in Eukaryota, Metazoa, Chordata, Mammalia, Rodentia, Heteromyidae. Bases 273 to 2057 code for a protein of 594 amino acids. Gene Ontology annotation, biological process: establishment of blood-brain barrier; tricellular tight junction assembly.